Molecule: messenger RNA, 1088 nt
Organism: Racocetra fulgida
Lineage: Eukaryota; Fungi; Glomeromycota; Glomeromycetes; Diversisporales; Gigasporaceae
Source: the annotation of a GenBank genome assembly
AUGCCUACGUAAAACUCAAACCUAAGGAAUUUAAUAGAGUAUUAGAACUUUUCCGUUCAAUACUAAGUUCGGCUCUAAAAAGCAAUAUUUAUUUAGAAAAGGCUGUUUUAACCGGAAUUUUAAGAAUAGCCAAAGUUAGUUUAUUCUCCGGUUUAAACAACGUUGCCGAGUAUAGUUUGUUGGACGAAAGAUUUACUGAAUAUUACGGAUUUACUCAGGAAGAAGUUAAUGAAUUAUUAACUAAAUUACCAUUAAUUAUUGAUAAAAAUAAAGUUAAAGAGUGGUAUAAUGGUUACGAGUUUGGGGGACAAACAGUUUAUAACCCUUUGUCUGUUAUGCGUUGCUUAAACGAAAAAGGAAAAUUAGAUAACUAUUGGAUAGAUAGCGGUGACACAGAAUUGAUCGAGCAAACAUUGAUUUCUAACGAAAUUCAAGAAGGUUUACAAAAUCUUUUGGCUGGAAAAAAAAUAGAGAAAAAACUUCACAAACAAAUUUCCUUGAAACAAAUUAAAACCAAAAAAGAUAUAUUUUACAGUUUGCUAGUGUUUGCGGGUUACUUAAAUCCUAAUUUAACUGACCAACCCGUGGCUCAGAAACUAAAUAUUGAUGCUACUGAAUAUUACAUUCUAAUGAAACCUCUUCUGGAGAAAGAAUUUGAAAAAAUUAAAGAAUUUGAAAAAAGAUUGCGAGAAUUUUUGCUAAGGUCCGGUAGUUAUCAUGACCAAUCGGGAGAAGAAAAAUAUCAUAGUCUCAUGAACGGCCUUUUGAGUUAUUUGGGAUUAGAAUGUAUGGUCAUUUCCAAUUGUGAAUCGGGUGAUGGUCGUUAUGACCACGCUCUAAUUCCUCGGAUUGAAAAAUCUCGUGAUAUUGCUUUCAUUUUUGAAUAUAAAAAGGCAGCCAACAAAGAAGAUAAAGAACUAGAUUUAGCCGCCGAAAAAGGUCUAAAACAAAUAGAUGAAUUCAACUAUGACAUUAGAAUAAAAGAGCAUUCCCAAGUCAAACGAAUUAUUAAAAUUGGGUUAGCCUUUCGAGGAAAGAAACUAAAAGCCCGAUACAAAAUAGAGGAAAAAACAUCUGAUGAUUUUUGA